GGCCGUGUCAUGCCCGUGGAUGCCCGUUGAUGCACGUUGAGGCUGAGUCGAGGGUCUGGGAUUUCGAGGGCAGGAAUCGCAUACAUGACUGUUGCGGGCGGAACGGUAAACAAUGUGAAAGCUGCCAAUACAUGAUACAUAUCGUUGCUUGCAUUUUCCUAACCCGAUCUUGAUCUACUUGAUGAUUGUUACAGCAAAAUCGGGGCAUAUUACCUCUAAGCCAAAAAUCUUUCAGGGGCUACAUUCUUCGUCCAUAGGGUCAUUUAUUGUUCUGACAAUGGCUUUUUGCUUUGGUGGUGUAUACUUCCAACAUUGGAUCCACGGAACGCUGGCAGGCCCUCUCUUAUCGAUAAGCUGAUAUGCCGAUAAGCGAAAAUUUUCGGGGCGCGGAGAUGUGCCCUCACAAGUUGUUCCUUUGUCGCGACGCCCAUUCACCAUGCCUGAGAAGGUGCACACCCACUUUGGUGACCUGGACGAUAAGUCCUCCAAGCAGACACCCAAGGUUGCAUCGGAACCGACGAUAGUCGAGGACGUGAGCCGCAAGAAGAAGCGCAACAAGAAGCGGAAGCGCGACGAGCCCGCCGAGGAAGCCCAGGCACAUCGCAACAAUGUGCCGGUACAGGCUGAGGAACAUGUCGAGACCCCUGCACCGGUCAUAGAGAAGCCUAUUACAGUACCCGUUGUGAACAACCAAUCUGAACUCGAAUCCGAAUCCUCGCCCGACCAGACCGCCGCCCGGAAAUCCAAGCCAAAGUCCAAACCCCCCAAGACCCUCACCGAUACAAAGACCAACUUCACUUCCCUCCGCGAAAAGGCCACCGCCCUCUAUGAACUCCGCAAGAAACUUCCCAUCUUCGCACACGCCGAUGAAAUCCGACAGAAGCUCCGCGACCGAGAUGUUAUGCUGUUGGUCGGUGAAACCGGUUCCGGAAAGAGUACCCAGAUCCCACAGUUUCUGGUGAACGAGUUCUGGUGCCGACCGACGCCCGCCAAGGUCCUUAAAAAGAAUGGAACCGAGAAGUCUGUCACUGUCGGUGGAUGUAUUGCGAUCACGCAGCCACGUCGAGUCGCGGCGAUCUCGCUGGCACGGCGUGUGGCCGAGGAAAUGGGUACACCACUGGGAUCUUCUUCGCCAGCUAGUAAGGUUGGCUACUCGGUGCGAUUCGAUACGUCUACGUCACCUAGUACGCGGGUGAAGUUCUUGACUGAGGGAAUGCUCCUUCAGGAGAUGCUGCAUGAUCCUUGGUUGACCAAGUACAGUGCCGUUGUGGUUGACGAGGUCCACGAGCGCGGCAUCAAUGUUGAUCUCGUGGCCGGUUUCCUCCGGAACUUGGUCUCUGGGAAGAAGGAGGGUCGGGGUGGUGUGCCACUUAAGGUGGUAGUCAUGAGUGCUACGGCCGAUAUGGAGAGUUUGAUGGGCUUCUUCCAGGAAGGGUUUACGGAGCAGGAGCAGGAGCAAGAGGAAAAGCAGGGGCAAAAGCAAAUAUCCAACGGGGUCGAGAACGGCGAUCGCCCGGAAGAAGCAUCAAUGGCGAUAACGGCUUGUCAUAUCAAGGGUCGACAGUUCCCUGUCAAGACGAUCUACUCGCCCGAGCCUGUGCAUGAUUUUGUCGAUGCGGCCUUGAAGAUCAUUUUCCAGAUUCAUUACAAAGAGCCUAUGCCAGGUGAUAUCCUGGUUUUCCUCACGGGCCAAGAGACCGUGGAGAAUCUGGAGAACUUGGUCAACGAGUAUGCCAUUGGCAUGGAUCCGUCAUUACCCAAAAUUCUCGUUCUGCCUCUCUUUGCAGCUCUCCCUCAAGCUGCCCAGCAGCGAGUCUUUGCCCCCGCUCCACCGCGCACCCGCAAGGUCAUUCUGGCUACCAAUAUUGCCGAAACAUCCGUUACCGUGUCCGGUGUGAGGUACGUGGUGGACUGCGGCAAAGCAAAGGUCAAGCAAUUCCGUACCCGCCUCGGACUGGACUCGCUGCUGGUGAAGCCCAUUUCCAAGUCGGCUGCCAUCCAACGGAAGGGUCGUGCCGGUCGUGAGGCUCCCGGUCAAUGUUUCCGGUUAUAUACCGAGAAGGACUACCUCGCACUUGACGAGACAAACACUCCAGAGAUUCUGCGCUGCGAUCUAACUCAGGCUCUUCUGAAUAUGAAGGCCCGCGGCGUAGACGAUAUCGUGCGAUUCCCCUUCCUGACCCGCCCACCGCGUGAAGCUCUCGAGAAGGCCCUGCUUCAACUAUUGAACAUCGAUGCGCUUGCAGACGACGGUAGCAUUAGUGAGAUUGGUCUCCACCUCGCGAAGCUCCCCCUCUCACCGACCCUCGGACGAGUGCUCUUGGCAGCCUCGGAGAAUGGGCACGACUGUUUACUGGAUGUCAUCGACAUCAUCUCCUGCUUGAGCGUGGAGAACAUCUUCCUCAACACGACCUCCGAGGAAAAGAAGGAAGCAGCCGAGACGGCCCGACGGGACCUCUACCGACGCGAAGGCGAUCAUCUGACGAUGCUAUCCACCGUGCGGGCGUACGCAGGCGAAAACGUGGAUCGCAAGGUGUGGGCCGAGCGACACUUGGUUUCCCAUCGGGCAAUGCAGUCAGUGAUGGACGUCCGCAAACAACUCCGCUCUCAAUGCCGGCACGCUAAAAUGCUCCCGCGCGAAGAACGAAACGAUCACUACCCCGAUCCAUCGCCGGAUCUCAUUCUACAAAGUUUCCUGAGUGGCUUUGCGACCAACACCGCCCGGUUGGUGCCCGAUGGUAGUUAUCGCACGAUCGUCGGGAACCAGACGGUCGCGAUUCACCCGUCGAGUGUACUGUUCGGCAAGAAGGUGGAGGCGAUCCUGUAUAAUGAGUUUGUGUUUACUAACCGGAGUUAUGCGCGCGGAGUGAGCGCGGUGCAGAUGGAUUGGGUUGGGGAAGCCUUGGCUGGGAGGUAAAUCGUUCCUCGGGACGGGGACCAAUGGUGACUGUCCAAGACUGGCGUCGAGUGUACGGAGUAUAUACCCAUGAAUGAGCGAUCAGAGAAUCUUACUUCUAUUCAUCGACCUGUGCUCCCUAGAUUAUUUAUCAUGACACAUCAGGGUGACGGUGAAAAGGCCACGAUUGUGCGUGGCUUUUGGAGGGAGACUCGUGGUCUUACCACCUGGCGCUCCUUAGGAUCCUCAGCUAAUACAUGAUUGAUUCAAGUCUGCCAAGAAUAACAUGGCAUAUAGCUCGUGGGUGGCUCUGUUUUUGUAUGUUUGGCUCACUACGAUAGGCGAAU
Messenger RNA from Penicillium brasilianum, 3243 nucleotides. NCBI's taxonomy places the organism in Eukaryota, Fungi, Ascomycota, Eurotiomycetes, Eurotiales, Aspergillaceae. The record is from the annotation of a GenBank genome assembly.